This is a messenger RNA of Guyanagaster necrorhizus, 1905 nucleotides long. Its product is annotated as amino acid permease. Gene Ontology annotation, cellular component: membrane. The transcript is spliced from 19 exons. The record is from RefSeq and is a predicted model, not a curated record. Gene Ontology annotation, molecular function: amino acid transmembrane transporter activity. The coding region runs from base 153 to 1766 and encodes 537 amino acids. NCBI's taxonomy places the organism in Eukaryota, Fungi, Basidiomycota, Agaricomycetes, Agaricales, Physalacriaceae. Gene Ontology annotation, biological process: amino acid transmembrane transport.
CUCGCAAGAAAAUUUCAGGGAUAUGUCUCUGGAUGAAUGCUAUUUUCUUAGAGCGUGGCCAUUUCCCAAUCUGUUGAAACCAUGGCCUCGAACUUUGCGAUUACUAUAAAUUCCAACCAACACCUUUGACUCAGCUUACUUUUUCCACAACAAUGCCCACGGACACCACAAAGCGUUUCUCUGUGCCAACUACUUCAAAUGUGCCGGAUGCCCUUGACGUCGAGUCUCUAGGCGGAAACGAAGACUUUCAGUACACACCCCUGCAGCGCCAGCUGAAGGACCGACAUAUUGCGAUGAUCAGCCUUGGUGGUGUCAUUGGAACUGGUCUAUUCUUAGGUACCGCUUCUUCCUUACAAACUGGCGGACCUGUCGGUCUGUUACUUGGAUACGUGACCAUUGGGAGUUUAUGUUUCAGUGUUAUGGUAUCUCUCGGUGAAAUGAUUGCCUUCUUGCCACUCCCUGGAGGACACAUCAAAAUGGCCGAGCGUUUCGUUGGACCCGCAUUAUCAUUUACCAUUGGCUGGAAUGCGUGGUACAAUUGGACCAUUGGCAUUCCAGUGGAGCUGUCCGCGGCAACCAUCCUCAUCAACUAUUGGAAUAAAGAUAUCAACAACGCGGCUUGGAUAACGAUGUGUCUUGGGGUCGCUGUUAUCAUCAAUCUGUUCGGAGCAGGUACAUACGGCGAAGCGGAAUUUAUCUUUGCUUCCAUCAAGGUGAUUGCAAUCGUUGGCCUCAUCAUCCUUGGUGUUAUCCUUGAUCUCGGGGGCGGACCAAAUCGCGAUCGUCUUGGCUUUCGAUACUGGAAGAACCCAGGGCCAUUCGUUAAUUAUCAAGGUAUCACCGGCGCAAAGGGACAGUUCCUGGGCUUCUGGACAGUCUUAACGCAAGCCGCAUUCUCUUUCAUUGGUACAGAGGUUGUCGCCAUAUCCGCCGGAGAAGCAAAGAAUCCCCGACAGACCUUACCCAAAGCUAUCAGGAAGGUUUACGUUCGGAUCAUUUUGUUCUAUAUUCUUGGUACCUUGGUCAUUGGCCUAUUAGUUCCGUCGAGUGAUGCAAGACUAAAUUUAAACGAUGGAACUGCGGCGUCGUCACCAUUUGUAAUUGCUAUUGAAAAUGCUGGACUCUCUGUGCUUCCUCAUAUCAUCAACGCGGCACUAUUGACAUCGGCAUGGUCCGCCGCUGCUAGUGAUCUUUACACCAGUUCUCGUGCGCUGUAUGGUUUGGCUGCGACUGGAAAUGCACCAAGAGUGUUCUUGAUUACUUUGAAGAAUGGCCUGCCUAUCGUCUCCAUACUAACUUGCGCUUCUUCUGGACUGCUGGCGUACAUGUCUGUGAACGAAACAGCUGGGAAAGUUUUUGGUUGGUUCGCCAGUAUUGCAGCUGUCGCAGGACUCAUGUCGUGGUUUGGUAUCAGCAUUACAUAUAUACGAUUUUACGCUGGGCUCAAGGCACAGGGAAUUGACCGAAAGGAAUUACCUUAUUAUAACAGGUUGAAUCCAUACUUGGCAUGGUACUCGAUGAUUUUCUCGAUCAUCAUUGCUUUUUUCAGUGGUUGGUCCGUAUUUCUGAAAGGACAAUGGGCAACGGAUAGCUUCAUAACUAAAUAUCUUCCUUUGGUGAUGUUUCCAACGAUGUGGAUCUGUUCUGCGAUUUAUCACCGGCAAUUUAUGAUGAAAACGAAAGACAUGGACUUUGUUGGCGAAGUUGCAGAGGUGAUUUCUGCGACAGAAGAUGAGGCGCCUCCAAAGGCCUUUGUCGCAUGUUGAUGUAGCGGCGAAUCACGUCUACAUUUGGGAUCAGUAUAUUUAUUUUGAAGAUAAAAACUGUCUUGUUCUAGAGGACGUAUUAGCUAUAACGGUGUACAGUAUGCAUAUGUGUACGAGAUGCAAAAUUGAAAGAUUAUGG